Molecule: messenger RNA, 1245 nt
Organism: Paramecium sonneborni
Lineage: Eukaryota; Ciliophora; Oligohymenophorea; Peniculida; Parameciidae
Source: the annotation of a GenBank genome assembly
AUGUCAAAUUAAGAGAUCAAUGAACUUCCCCCAUUGAAAGUUAAUGUACCGUCAUUCCUUUUAAAAACUUAUGAAAUACUUGAAGUAAUAAAUUCGUAUCAUAUUUAGAAUUCAACACUCUCCCAUAUAAUUGGAUGGAAUCAUGAAGGAAAUGCAUUCAUAGUAUUCAAUACAAAUGAAUUGUCAUCCAAAGUAUUAGCCAAUUACUUUAAACACAAAAAUUACCCAAGCUUUUUAAGGUUAUACUGCUUUUCACAAUAGAUAGUUGAAUAUGUACAACUUUAAGAAAACUAAAAACUAAUAUGGAUAAAGUGAAUUCAGACAUAAAUGGUUUAGAAGAGGCCUCAAGUAUCAAUCUCAACAUUUCUAUAAAUAGAAGUAUGCUCCAAUACAUCCGUAGAAGAAAUCAAGAAGAAUCUGAACAAAAAAUAGAAACAAAAGACAAUAAUCAAGAACUUGAAAACUAUAAACGAGAGCAUGAAGAGAUGAGACAAAUAGUGAGAGACAUUUAAGUUACGUAAACAAAAAUGUAAGCUGAUUUCACAACUUCUGUUGAAUCAAACACCACUGUCAGCCGUUCAAAUAACUAAGUUUUAUAAGUAAUGUGGUUAUCCAUAAUUAAAGAGUCUUAAUCAAAUGCAAUAAUAGUUUAAUAAAAAAUUUGACACAAUUUCAAUACUUCUAGCUAAAAUUGUAUCUAACCUCCCUUAAAUUUGUAAUAAGUUUAUUCAUAAUAAUAGCAAUUUAGAUCGGAGACAUUCUCAAAAAUUCUUAUGAAGAACCUUCCCCUGGCAGAUCUGAAUCUAAUUACGUCAUACCAUAUAACGAAAAUAAUUAAUACAAUACAAUAGGAUCACCUUAUUCACAUUAUUAAUAUAACAGUCCUAUUCAUUACCUAUUCUCAAGAUAGAAUUAAUGUAAAAUAAUUAAUAAUAAAAGAAUUUUAAGAAUUCUGUUUUUAGUUUGAUCCCAAUGUUUUCUCAUAUAAUCGCCAACAUCAGUAAUAACAAUUAGCAUUACCUGCUCCAAAUAUUAAUUCUUAUUUGCGUAUAAAUCAAAUAUCUAACAUUUAAUAGCCAGCAAUAAUUACUCACUGUAAUCAAGUCUUCAGAAUUCACCAUACAGAAUAGCUAGUCCAUCUCAUACGUCUACAACAGAUUCUAAAGAUCCAGAAAAAGUAAUUUCUUUAAUUUACAUUUUAUAUAGUUCAGUCUCUAUUAACAAGCUUGAAACUAUUGAUAUGCU